UUUUUGUAAACACAUGUGAUUAGCAAAGCAUUUCAAAGCAAGCAUAACACUUACUACUAGAGGGAGACAAUUGUAAGAUUUCCAUGCGAAUAUAUUUUAUACUUUUAACACGUUUUGGAAAUGCUUGAUAUGAGGAUUUAUGUAAACAAUGGAAAUGUUAGCAGUUAGCUUAGUAGCGAAGAAUGUCUACUGAAACACACGUUUAAUUAUAAUAAGAGCCACAUGAAUGAAUGUAUCUGCUUAUGUUUGACUUAUGUAAGUCAUAAGACGCAGAUGUUCUCCAGUAUAUUCGUUAAUGUUAACUGUUGUGGUUUGGAUAACACUAACGUUAAUGUGAAUUUGAGCGACGCUAAAAUGAUUGCAGAGUCUGAAUAUAAAAAGACAGAGAGUUGACUUCUCCCAGCACUUACUUAGAUGCCGUUUCUGAAGAUUAUCCCGCUUAGUGUUGUGUUAGUCCGUGUGUUUUAAGUGAACGGUGUGAGUAUCGUCCCCUAUGUGCAGCAGUAAAAGCAGCUGUGAUCUCCUGACUUCGAGAUCCAGAGGAUCCUGCUCCAGUGACGCUGGCAGAUUACUGGGAGCAAAUCUCAAGAUCCUGAGAAACAUCAUUCUCCAAGAUGGUGCAGAAUUCACAAAGGUUUGGAGCAAGACUUCCAAGUCCCUCAUCUCCUAUGAAAGUGGACGGAUAUAUUUUGAUAAUUACAGGUGUUGUUACAGCAGCCUUUUGCCUGAGCCAGAACAGCUGUAUGAGCUUCCCAAAGCUCCCAAAAUGGAGAAGAUUGAAGAUGCUUUAUUAUGCCAGUGUCCUCUAGACAAAGUUCUGCCAAACGCUUCAGACCAGAAAUCAUGUCUGCUGGUCCUGACAGCUCAUAACUGGUUAUAUCGGCUCUCAGCUGACACAGGAAAAACACUAGAGCGGAUCUAUAUAUCGUCUGUCUGUCUAUUUUUUGUUAACAGAUCUUUAGGUUGGGACUCCUCACAGGAGACAUUUUAUGUCAAAUCCGUCCAGAGCAAACAGACGACUCUGGAACGACAGGCUGGUGUUGAUAAUAGCAUCCUCAUGCGUGUGGCCGUUUUUCAAGUCUUUCCACUGGAGCUUGUAGGAAUGCUGGAAAUAAAUAAAAAAGUGUUUGGGAAGACUGCUGUGGAUGUGCUGCUGUCACAGGGAGUGUUAGCUGUGUCACACAGCUCAAAACACGUCAGACUUUACAGUUUUGAGUACAUUGUUAAUAAGUUUAGAAAUGAGGAGUUGGCUUUGGGACAGCAGUCUGAGCUGAAAGGAAUUGUGGGAGAAGCUCCAUAUGGUAUUCCGGUCAACAUUCACAUUCACGAGUGUCCUCCCGUAUUGUUUGAGAUGUCAUACUUUGAGGACGGGGUUCAGAUCGGAGGUCAUCCCUGGCACUACAUCUACACCCCCAACCACAAGAGACACAGAGGAACCCAUCAUAUCUGCUCUAUCACAGACGGGGCGCUGGCUAAGAAUGGCGUCCAGGACAUGAAAUGUGACUCUCUGGAAGCAGACUGGAUCUUUUUUCACCCAGAUGACUCGGGUCGAAUUGUGCAUGCUGGGCCCAGCACAAUAAAUGUUCUGAAGAUCAUGGCUGAAACAGGAUGUGACUGGAAGAAUGAGAUCGUCACCGACUUCUCCAUCACCGCUGCUCGUGACAAUAGAGCCCCUCAGGUGAUUGUGACGUCUUCUGGCCGAGCGGUGAAAAGGAGAUUCCAGUUGUUAGACGAUGACCCUGCGCAGGAGACAUUCAGAAUGGUGAAGUAUGAAGAUGAACUUGAUCUGUUGGCUGUGGUAGACAUCACUCAGACUGAAGAUGAAGGACAGGCCCAUCUACGGCUACAUGACAAUAAGACGGGGGUUUUAAUGAAGAGAGUUCCUCUAAAAGAGCUAUGGGAUGUGACCUACAGUCACGAGGUUUACUUUGAUAGAGACACGAUUAUUCACACUGUCCAGGAGAAAAAUAACUCCUACUGCUGCCAUGUUUAUAAAAUAAAGAGACGAGCUUCGGAUGAACCAUGAGCACAUUUCAUAUUCCUGUAUGUGAUGAUUAGUAAUGAACUAUAGUGUGUUUCUCAAAAAAAAAAAGAUUUUUCAAUGUGGAUUUUUGAGAACUCGAAAGCAAAAUAUAUUUGUCGUUCACACUGUCAUUUGGCUUGAAAAAUAAUGGCCCUGGACAAACACAUUUAUUUGUUGAUGGAAUUUAACUUGAAAGACUUUUCUAUUCAGUUAUUUUAUCUACUUGUAACUUUACUAAUAAAGACUAGUUUGUGACAAAUACUCUCUUGUCAUCA
Molecule: messenger RNA, 2298 nt
Organism: Sinocyclocheilus rhinocerous
Lineage: Eukaryota; Metazoa; Chordata; Actinopteri; Cypriniformes; Cyprinidae
Product: DDB1- and CUL4-associated factor 17
Exons: 14
Coding region: 494-2026 (510 amino acids)
Biological process (GO): protein ubiquitination
Cellular component (GO): Cul4-RING E3 ubiquitin ligase complex
Source: RefSeq, a predicted model, not a curated record